UCUCUCUUCUCUUUUUCUUCUAUAUAGCCAAACCAAGCUACAUUAUAAUACAAGAGAACAUUCACACACACAUACAUACACACCCUUAAGGAGAGACUAACAAGAAUUUUCAGUUUGAGAGAGAAGGGAAAGGAAAGAGAGUUUGUUAAGGUUUGGAUUUCAUUGAGAAGCCAAAGAUGGCUGGUUUGAUUGGGAAGGAGAAUGGUUUGAACAUGAAGGAGACUGAGCUUUGUCUUGGUUUGCCUGGUGGCGGUGAGGUUGAAACUCCUAGAGCUGCUGGAAAGAGAGGUUUCUCUGAGACAGUUGAUCUGAAGCUGAAUCUUCAAACCAAGGAAGAUUUGAGUGAGAAUCUGAAGAAUGUUUCCAAGGAGAAGAACAUGCUUAAGGACCCUGCCAAGCCACCAGCUAAGGCUCAAGUAGUUGGUUGGCCACCAGUGAGAUCAUACAGGAAGAACAUGAUGGCACAGAAGGUUAACAAUACUGAGGAGAAUGAGAAGACAACAAGUAGCACUACUGCUGGUGCAUUUGUGAAGGUUUCCAUGGAUGGAGCACCUUACCUUCGUAAGGUCGACUUGACAAUGUACAAAACCUACAAAGACUUAUCUGAUGCAUUAGCCAAAAUGUUCAGCUCCUUCACCACUGGUAACUAUGGGGCCCAAGGAAUGAUAGACUUCAUGAAUGAAAGCAAGUUGAUGGAUCUUCUUAACAGCUCUGAGUAUGUGCCAACCUAUGAAGAUAAGGAUGGCGACUGGAUGCUCGUGGGAGAUGUCCCAUGGGAGAUGUUUGUUGGAUCAUGCAAACGUCUCCGCAUUAUGAAAGGGUCAGAAGCUAUUGGGCUUGCACCAAGAGCAAUGGAGAAAUGCAAAAACAGAAGCUAAAUACAUAUCUUUAUAUCAAAGUCCAGUACCUAAUGGACCUAUAAGAAAAGAUAUAUGAAGCUAGCACUACCUGUGGAUUAUUGGAGUGUUGUUAGUUUGGAAUGUGUCUUCAGUGUUUUUUGUUUUGUUGGUAUAUAGAUUCAACUUUAAUUUUCAAGUAUUUGUAAUCGACAAGAAGCAAUAAACUUAACCAAACCACCUAUAUACUAUAUAGUUUGCCUUGUUUAAUUAUUACUAUUAUGUGAUUGCUUCCAUGCUGUCAUGUUUGUUGUGUGUGCUAUAUAUAUAAUAUAAUAUUAUAUAUACUUUGAAUUUUGAUGUAUA
Messenger RNA from Vicia villosa (hairy vetch), 1202 nucleotides. RefSeq names its product auxin-responsive protein IAA14-like. Gene Ontology annotation, cellular component: nucleus. The transcript is spliced from 5 exons. Lineage: Eukaryota; Viridiplantae; Streptophyta; Magnoliopsida; Fabales; Fabaceae. Gene Ontology annotation, biological process: regulation of DNA-templated transcription. The record is from RefSeq and is a predicted model, not a curated record. Bases 177 to 878 code for a protein of 233 amino acids. Gene Ontology annotation, molecular function: protein binding.